UUGACAUUAAAAAAAUAUUUAACUUGGAGUUAUCUUGAAUCUCGUAAACAAUUAAACAAUUUUAAACGUAAACUUGAUAGACAUAAAGUUCAUAAUUGGUAUGAUCAAAUCACUAUUUUAUCAACAACAAAAUAAUUUUAUAAUAAAAAAAUCUGCUAGUAAAACAUCCGAGCACAGUCAGUAACUCAGUUCAAAGUUCACAAAAAGUUAACUUGUUAGAAUAAAUAUAAAAUGCCUUUAAAAUUAUACUGCGAUCUUAUGUCCCAGCCCUCGAGGGCUCUUUACAUUCUAUUAAAAUCUAUCAAAUGUGAUUUUGAGCCGAAAUUCGUCAAUUUACGACAAGCUGAACAUUACUCCGAGGAGUACUCUGCAAUAAACAGGUUCCAGAAGGUGCCAGUGAUAGACCAUAAUGGAUUUAUUCUAACAGAGAGUGUUGCCAUCCUCAAGUACCUAUCCAGAGAGAAUGUGAUACCAGAGAGUUUGUACCCUAAAGAGUCGAAGGCUCAGGCCAGGGUUGAGGAGUUCUUGGAGUGGCAGCAUGCAGGGCUUCGGUUACAUUGUGCUAUGUACUUCAGGGUUAAAUACUUGAAUCCAGUUAUGUUUGGCAAACCCGCUGAUCCUGUAUCUCUAGCUGGGUAUGAGAGUCGCAUGGAGGCAGCUCUGACGGAGUUCAAUGAGAAGUGGCUGGGCAGGGGGACAGACUUCAUUAAUGGAAAUUCUCCAACUGUGGUGGAUUUGUUGGCAGCUUGUGAAUUGGAACAACCUAGGAUGAGCGGCUAUGAUCCUAGUGAGAACUUCAAGAAUAUACAGGUGUGGUGGAAAAAAGUGCGGGAACAUUUCAACCCGUACUAUGACGAGGGGCAUGUUAUAGUCAAUAAGAUUAUUAAGAAAAACGCACAGGUAGCUUCUAAGAUUUAAUAUAAAAAGCUCAAUUACAUAAUUAUGUAAGAAAUUAAUUGAUAAUAUUGAUAAUCGUAUUUCUUUUUUCUAUAAGACUUAUUUAUUUAUUUACAAUUCACAUAUACAACAUUACAGCCUACGCCAUUACGUUAUACAGCCAAAAGAAGAAAUAAAAAAAUGAGAAAUUAUGUUGCAGGGCUAAAACGAAUUGUAUAUAAUGUUAUAAAAUGAAUAUAAUGAUAUGAAUAUAAUGUUAUAAAUAAUUAUGUAUAUUGAAAGUGUAUGUGACAUUUUAAUAUUUUUAAUAUAAUAAACUGUUGUCUGUUGUAGUAAAAGGAACUUAAAAAGUACAUAGAACAAAGUGCAUUUUAAAUAUUUUUAUACUAAUGGUACUUGGUACAUACUAUGUUGGGUGGGUGUAUGUAAUAUAUUUUAAGAAGAUGUUAUAUUUUUAUUAUAUUUUAUUAUUUGUGCAAUAAAAUAAGGUUUUACAAUAUUUUGUAUACAUUA
Messenger RNA from Spodoptera frugiperda (fall armyworm), 1410 nucleotides. RefSeq names its product glutathione S-transferase theta-1 (gene GSTt1). The coding region runs from base 232 to 918 and encodes 228 amino acids. Gene Ontology annotation, cellular component: cytoplasm. The transcript has 5 exons. Gene Ontology annotation, biological process: glutathione metabolic process. The record is from RefSeq and is a predicted model, not a curated record. Gene Ontology annotation, molecular function: glutathione transferase activity. NCBI's taxonomy places the organism in Eukaryota, Metazoa, Arthropoda, Insecta, Lepidoptera, Noctuidae.